AUGUCCUCCGCAGAGUCUGAUGGCAACCGACAGUCGGGGCUCAUUGCCCUUUGUGUCUUGAUGCUCAUAUUAGCUGUGGUGUCGAUCGCCCUCCGUUGUUGGUCUAUCUGGGGCUCGCCCAAUCGAAAGUUUGGCUACGAUGAUGCAUUUGCCAUCCUAACAUUGCCCUUCAUUAUCGCCGAAUUCGCCCUUGCAUUCUACUGGAUCUCUCUGGGGUUGGGUCGUCAUUCAGCCACAUUACCCAUCAGCAAUCAACUCGCGGGCCCUAAGCUUAUUUUUGCCGCCGCCUACUUAUACGAUUUAUGCAUUACAUUGCCCAAACUAUCGGUGCUUUGCUUCUACUAUCGAGUGCUGAGACGGGGAGCCACCUGGGUCAUCCCUACGCUGUGGGCGGUCGGUGCCCUCUGUGUUUGCUGGCUGAUCGGGUCCGGGUUGUUGACCACCUUCCAGUGUACGCCCAUUAAUGCCGCCUGGCAGGCUGUUCCCGGCGCCAGAUGCUUCACGCAGUGGAAAUUCUUUACCGGGACUGCUGCCCCCAGUGCAAUACUGGAUUUGAUUAUCCUGUUGAUCCCGCUGCCACUUCUCUGGUCGUUGCACAUGUCCAAGGCGAAGAAGGCUAUGCUAAUUGGCCUCUUUAUUUGCGGUUACUCAGUGGUCAUCUUGUCCAUUGGUCGUCUUAUUACUCUCCUGAUGGGCGGUUCUGCCUUGGAAGAGGAUCUGACAUGGAGCACCAUCCGAUAUAUCUGUUGGGUGCAGUGUGAAGGCCCGAUUUCUCUCAUGUCCGUAUGCCUGCCUAAUAUUAUGGAACUAGCACGCCGCCUGCGAAACAAAAAUAAGCAGCCCACUACCAGCGCAUUGUCAUUAUCUAGGAGCAAGCAAACUGCAUCGGAGUUGUUGAGUGGCAACCGAUCGUUUCAUCCCUUCGAGGAAGAUAGAGAGGCCGCCCCGAUGGACCAAUACUCAGGGAAUCCGAACAGAAACCACAUUAAAAGUACAAUCGAAGCAACGCGACCUGUCUCGGAGCGGGAUAUUGCCUGA
Molecule: messenger RNA, 1038 nt
Organism: Penicillium crustosum
Lineage: Eukaryota; Fungi; Ascomycota; Eurotiomycetes; Eurotiales; Aspergillaceae
Exons: 3
Coding region: 1-1038 (345 amino acids)
Source: RefSeq, a predicted model, not a curated record